AUGUCGCUACUAGCACGGUACUUGCUUCAAAGGCGAGUAAAACGAUAUAGUAUUCUAUUUGUGCUAUUUUUGGGUUUGUUUAUGUUCAUUGCCAGGCACACACAAAGAAGAAAUGACACAAGCAUAUCUGUUUUUGCAGAAGAAAAGUUUCCCUAUAAUGAAGGGCUUUUACAUUCUGAAGGCAAUUCAGCUUAUACAUUUAUGAGCCAAAAGCUCCAAAGAGUUAGUGAAAACUGGGAUAAAGAUCCGAUCUACAAAAGAAUAUUUUCAAGCGUUGAUUAUGAUUAUAAAAUUUUAAUGCACUGGAAUACAAGCUCAAGACAAGAUAAGUGUAAGUGGCUAAUUAGUUCACUAUAUUCAGAUCCCAACUGGGACAAUCGUGAUAUAUUCGAAUACUCAAAAAAUGGGCAAUAUAACAAUACGUUUAAAGUAGCAGCUGAGAAUUUAAGAAUAUAUAAUUAUUGUUUUCUAAAUGGAAACAUUAAUCCUUUACAGUUUUUUGAUGACUUGAGUAUACCAUUCACAGAUGCCUACGAUUUCCAAAAAAGGAUGGUAAUAUUUUUAAGGAAGACUUCUUCUGAUGAUGAGGCAUAUUUAUAUCCAUUGAUCAAAAACGUCCGUAAUGGUGAAAUAAUUGCCAAACCGCCAACAAAACUAUCUCCAAGAGAGUACAAUUCAAACUUCAUGGGCCAUUGGAAGCGAGAAUCAAAGGGAAAGGGUAUCACACUAACCAUAGCACCCGGUGAUAUUAAACUUCUGCGAUCUUUAUUUAAAGUUCUCCAAAGGCAAGGGAAUGAAUAUCCUGUGCAAAUAAUUCAAAAGGGGGGUGAAAUGACACCUAAAAUGGAAUCGCUUAUAAAAAAAUACGCGUUAGAAACAGAGCAAGAUGUAUAUAUAAUUGACCUAGCUCCAAUCCUAGAUCCCGCUUUUGCUAUCCAGAGAAUUACAAAAUUUCAAAAUAAAUGGUUUGCAUCUAUGUUUAAUACUUUUGAAGAAGCUUUACUACUAGAUGCCGAUGUUGUUCUUUACACUGAACCGGAACACUUUUUUAAAAUGAAAGGCUAUCAAGAUACAGGGCUCUUGUUAUGGAGAGAUAGAGAGUUGACUGCACUAGAGACACCAGAUAGAUGUGCAGCGCUAGCUCCCCAUUUAGAACCCUCUGUAGAGGAAUAUAGCUUGCUAGGCACUAGACAGAAAUAUAGACUAACAGAAUCAUCCUUAAAGAUUCACAAUGAACCAGAAGCAAGAACGCUUUAUGAAUAUUUCCAUAAAAAGAUUGUAACGAUCAUUGAUAGUGGCGUUGUAGUGUAUAACAAAAGGCAAAAGCUACAUGCUCUCAUGACUGCCGAAUACUUCCAUAUCAGUCGUAAGUUUGCAGGCUGUGUCUACGGUGACAAGGAAUAUUUUGAAUUUGGUGCUUUUGCUGCAGGAGAAGAUUACCACAUAGAAAAAGAUAAGGCUUCUGCGAUUGGAUCAAUAGAAUAUCAUUCCGCUAAAGAUAAGUAUUACAUAUGUUCCGCACAGAUGGGACAUGCUGAUGAAAAUAAUAAUUUGUUGUGGUCAAAUGGAGGAUUAAUGAACUGUAAAGCAAAUUCUGCAGCUGAUGAUUUUAAUGAAAAUCCGAAGUACUUCAAAGCUAAGUAUGGAGAUGUUAAGACACUCGAAGCCCAUUAUAGCAAGCCAAUAGAUAUUCAAGGUUUUAUUAUACCAGAUAUAAGCAAGCAUAAUUGGAUUCAAUAUCCAGAGUGUAAACGCUAUGUUUAUUGUGCUUUCGUUGCCGAUCCUCCAGUAGAUAGCAAUACCGGAAAGCUUGUCAGAUUCAGCAGAAAGAACAGGCAAAUAUAUAAGGAUAUUGCCAGUGUGUGGUUUGAAGGCACUUCAUAUUCAUAA
Nakaseomyces glabratus is the source of this 1890-nucleotide messenger RNA. RefSeq names its product alpha-mannosyltransferase. Gene Ontology annotation, molecular function: alpha-1,3-mannosyltransferase activity. Gene Ontology annotation, cellular component: Golgi apparatus. The record is from RefSeq and is a predicted model, not a curated record. Gene Ontology annotation, biological process: protein O-linked glycosylation. NCBI's taxonomy places the organism in Eukaryota, Fungi, Ascomycota, Saccharomycetes, Saccharomycetales, Saccharomycetaceae.